This is a messenger RNA of Echinops telfairi (small Madagascar hedgehog), 5105 nucleotides long. RefSeq names its product MLLT6, PHD finger containing (gene MLLT6). The coding region runs from base 231 to 3326 and encodes 1031 amino acids. Gene Ontology annotation, cellular component: nucleus. The transcript is spliced from 20 exons. NCBI's taxonomy places the organism in Eukaryota, Metazoa, Chordata, Mammalia, Afrosoricida, Tenrecidae. Gene Ontology annotation, biological process: regulation of transcription by RNA polymerase II. The record is from RefSeq and is a predicted model, not a curated record. Gene Ontology annotation, molecular function: histone binding; nucleosome binding.
UGGGCUUAUAUACUUUUCCUCCCUUGCCCCUAGCUUGCUAUGGCAUCGUCCAGGUGCCAACUGGACCCUGGUUUUGCCGGAAAUGUGAAUCUCAGGAGCGAGCGGCCAGGGUGAGGUGUGAGCUGUGCCCACACAAAGAUGGGGCAUUGAAGAGGACAGACAAUGGAGGCUGGGCCCACGUGGUGUGUGCCCUCUACAUCCCAGAGGUGCAGUUUGCCAACGUGCUCACCAUGGAGCCAAUUGUCCUGCAGUACGUGCCCCAUGAUCGCUUCAACAAGACCUGUUACAUCUGCGAGGAGCAGGGCCGGGAGAGCAAAGCGGCCUCCGGAGCCUGCAUGACCUGUAAUCGCCAUGGAUGUCGACAAGCUUUCCACGUCACCUGUGCCCAAAUGGCAGGCCUGCUGUGUGAGGAAGAAGUACUGGAGGUGGACAACGUCAAGUACUGUGGCUACUGCAAAUACCACUUCAGCAAGAUGACCGAGAGGAGUACAGUCCAGGCAGAGGGACCAGCACGGGCCCGAGGCUGGAGAGGAGAAGCCACAGAAGCGGCUGGAAAACAUGGUGUAUAUGAUGGGAGCAAGAAGACAUCGAGGCACACUGGCAGGGGGACAGGAGGAGGAGGAGGAGGAGGAGGAGGAAGCGGCGGCACAGCGGGCAGCGGCAGUGGCUUCAUUGCUGGCCGGAGGAGCCGGUCAGCCUCUCCGUCAUCGUCCACCCAGCAGGAGAAGCACCCUGCCCACCAUGAGAAGGGUCAGAAGAAGAGCCGAAAGGACAAAGAACGCCUUAAACAGAAGCACAAGAAGCGGCCUGAGUCACCCCCCAGCAUCCUCACCCUGCCAGUGGUCCCCACUGCUGACAAGGUCUCCUCCUCUGCUUCCUCCUCCUCCCACCAUGAGGCCAGCAGUCAGGAGACCUCGGAGAACAGCCGGGACUCCAAGGGGAAAAAGUCUUCCAGCCAUAGCCUGAGUCACAAGGGGAAGAAACUGAGCAGUGGAAAAGGUGUGAGCAGUUUUACCUCCACCUCCUCCUCCUCCUCCUCCUCUUCUUCCUCCUCUGGGGGGCCCUUCCAGCCUGCAGCCUCAUCCCUGCAGAGCUCCCCAGACUUCUCUGCGUUCCCCAAGCUGGAGCAGCCAGAGGAGGACAAGUACUCCAAGCCCUCGGUCCCCACCCCUUCAGCCCCGCCCUCUCCCUUGGCCCCGGAGCCACCCAAGGCGGACCUCUUUGAACAGAAAGUGGUCUUCUCUGGCUUUGGACCCCUCAUGCGCUUCUCCACCACGACUUGCAGCUCAAGUCGGGCUCGGGCCCCCUCCCCUGGGGACCCUAAGUCUUCUCAUGCCUCUGGAUCGGGGCCCUCGGCAGGCGCCCACAAACGGAUGCCCACACUGAGCGCCGCCCCCGCCUCUGCUGAGGAGGUCCCGGAGACCCAGGGCCUGAAGGAGAAGAAGCACAAGGUCGGCAAGAGGAGCCGCCACGGGCCAGGCCGUCCCAAGGGCAGCCGGAACAAGGAGGGUGCUGGGGGCCCAGCCGCCCCCACCCUGCCUAGUGCCCAGCUGGCUGGCUUCACGGCCACAGCCGCCUCACCCUUCUCCGGAGGCUCCCUGGUCAGCUCAGGCCUGGGGGGGCUGGCCUCCCGCACCUUCGGGCCUUCUGGAAGCCUACCCAGCCUAAGCCUGGAGUCCCCCCUGCUAGGGGCAGGCAUCUACACCAGUAACAAGGACCCGAUCUCCCACGGGGGCGGGAUGCUUCGGGCUGUCUGCAGCACCCCCCUCUCCUCCAGCUUGCUGGGGCCCCGGGGCACCUCUGCCCUGCCCUGCCUCCGUCGCUCCCCAUUCACCAGCACCCUCCCCUCUUCUUCUGCUUCGAUCUCCACCACUCAGGUGUUUUCCCUGGCUGGCUCUACCUUUAGCCUCCCUUCCACUCACGUCUUUGGAACACCCCUGGGCGCCGUUAACCCCCUUCUCACCCAAGCCGAGAGCAGCCACACAGAGCCAGACCUGGAGGACUGCAGCUUCCGGUGUCGGGGGACCUCCCCCCAGGAGAGUCUGUCUUCCAUGUCCCCCAUCAGCAGCCUUCCAGCAAUUUUCGACCAGACAGCCUCAGGCUGUGGGGGCAGCCAAAUCGACCCUUCGGCCCCUGGGACCACCAACAUGGAGCAACUGCUGGAGAAGCAGAGCGAUGGCGAGGCCGGCGUCAACAUCGUGGAGAUGCUGAAGGCGCUGCACGCGCUGCAGAAGGAGAACCAGCAGCUGCAGGAGCAGAUCCUGAGCCUGACGGCCAAGAAGGAGCGGCUGCAGCUUCUCAACGUGCAGCUCGCCGUGCCCUUCCCCGCUCUGCCGGCCGCCUCGCCUGCCGCCAACGGCCCUGUGCCCGGCCCCUACGGCCUGCCUCCUCAAGCCUGCAGCAGCGACUCCUUGAGCACCAGCAAGAGCCCCCCAGGGAAGACCAGCCUUGGUCUGGACAACUCGCUGUCCACGUCCUCCGAGGACCCACACUCAGGCUGCCCCAGCCGCAGCAGCUCGUCUUCGCUGUCCUUCCACAGCACGCCCCCACCGCCACCCCUGCUGCAGCAAAGCCCUGCCACCCUGCCCCUGGCCCUGCCUGGGGCCCCUGCCUCGCUCCCACCCCAGCCGCAAAAUGGGUUGGGCCAGGCCUCGGGCACAGCAGGGUUGGGGGCCAUGCCCAUGGCUGAUGGGCUGCUGGGAGGGCUGGCCGGCAGCGGUGCCCUGCCCCUCAAUGGGCUCCUGGGGGGGCUGAAUGGGGCUGCCACCCCCAACCCUGCAGGCUUGAGCCAGGCUGGUGGGGCCCCCACACUGCAGCUUCCAGCUUGUCUCAGCAGCCUCACCGAGCAGCAGCGACACCUCCUUCAGCAGCAAGAGCAGCAGCUCCAGCAGCUGCAGCAGCUCUUGGCUUCCCCGCAGCUGACCCCGGAACACCAGACCGUCGUCUGCCAGAUGAUCCAGCACAUCCAGCAGAAGCGGGAGCUGCAGCGGCUGCAGAUGGCGGGGGGCUCCCAGCUGCCCAUGGCCAGCCUGCUUGCAGGGAGCUCAACCCCGCUGCUGUCUGCAGGCACCCCUGGCCUGCUGCCCACAGCGUCUGCACCACCCCUGCUGCAGGCCGGAGCCCUGGUGGCCCCCUCACUAGGCAACAACGCGAGCCUCAUGGCUGCAGCAGCUGCGGCCGCUGCAGUGGCAGCAGCAGGCGGACCUCCAGUCCUCACUGCCCAGACCAACCCCUUCCUCAGCCUGUCGGGGGCGGACGGCAGUAGCAGUGGACCCAAAGGAGGGACCACUGACAAAGGAGCCUCGGCUAACCAGGAAAAAGGCUAAAUGUACUCCCACGCUUCCUGACCCCGCCCCCCCAGAUGGCAGGGAUAAUCCUGGCCCGGGGUCCCAGGCUGGAGCAGGCACCUGCACCCAGACACUGGAGAGCCCUGGCCCACAGCAAGGGCCUGGGCUCCAGGAGCAAUGAGCACCCCUGGUGCUGAGGACUGAGCGUGAGAGGGGGGCCCCUGACCCACCUGGACCCCUGCCCCUCUGCACUGGCCCCUCUGUAGGGACACAGAGGGAGGGUAGGCUCUAAGCCUGCCUCGAAGCUUCCACCCUCAGCAAAUGUUUUGGGAUUCCCCCCCCACUCCCCGAGAGUAAGGUGGGCUGUGGUGUAAGUGGGGUGGGGUGGGCGGCGCAGGUCAGUUAGCCCCUCCACCUAAAUGGAUCAGCACUUGAGUGGGGAGCCGAGGAGAGAUGGUCCUGGACAGGCCUCACCCCAGCAUGGGAGUUCUCUGUGGAAGAAGGUGUGGCCUGACUUUUCCUGCUGUUCUUUCUGCAGAUGGCAAAAGGAGGGGUCUCCUGAACUGUCUCUUGUCACCUGGGCCCCCAACAUGGGUCACAAGCUCAGCUUGUAAAAGCCUAGAGAAGUCGAGGGGCUGAGGAAGGAGAGUAAUCUAACUUGGCCUAUGUCUCCCCACUUCUUGGGCCCCUUACCGCCCAUGAAGAGGCAGGGGGAGCCAGAUGUGGGGAGACUCCCACUGUCCUUGGUGCCCUGCUCCUUGUUUGCACUAUUGGGUUGAGGAGUGCUAGUGGUGGGGAGAUGGAGCUGUGAGUCACAGCGCCUGUGUGUGUGUGAGUGUGAGUGUGUGCGUGCGUGCGUGCGUGCGUGCGUGGUACCUGCGCAGGAGUGUGUGUGCGCCGCGUGCCCUCUCGUGUGCUCUCAAGCCUUCCCGGAACCUGGGCCAGCUGAGAGCGGGGAGAGGAGCAAUGGUCAGAAGAGGCAGGCAGCACCAGAGCGGGGAGUUGUCAGCUCUUGUUUGCACCCUCCCCACCUCACCAACUUUGGUCCCGGUAUGGGGCAUGAAUGGUUAACAAAAACCAGAACAGUACUCCAAUAUUGGAGAAUAACUGGGAGCCGGGGGCUUUGAAUCAGGGUAAUAUCCCACCUUCUUGUCCCCGCAACCCCACUAUAUGGUCUCAGUGCUCCCUCAGGGACCCCUCCUCCACUGAGAGUCUGGUCCGGCUUCCCUGGCACAGGGGAGCUCCAAGUAUUGGGGGAGGGGCCAGGGAGAGUCAAGUGUCCCUUCCCAAGGGAGCCUCUCCCAGAAUCAGCCAGCCUGCCUUCCUGACCCCAUCCCCAUGUCACCGACCCAGAGCGAGCUUUUCAGCUGGCCUACGAAGUCUUCCCUCCCCCACCAGCUGUUUCCCCAGGGGUGUAGUGGGCAUUUCUCACCCUUCACAUCCCCACUGGCCUGGGGCCACCAAAGGCGAGGGGCCAGCCAGGGGCCAGGCCAGGGAGGGGCCAGGUUGACACCUUGUCUUCUGUUUCAGUUGCACUGGGCUUGGAGCGGGGAGGCAGGUGUCUGCGGCCGGCCCUCACGCUCUUGUCGCGUCGGUCUCUGCAUGUGUGGACUUUCCUGUGUGUUUCUGUUCAGGUUUUUCUCGUUGUUGGGGUUUUUCUUUGUUGUUGUUGUUGUUGGUUUUCUUUCUUUUUUUAAUAAAGAAAAGAAGAUGUGUAUAUUUUUGGCAAUGACAGAAACGUAGUGCAGAUAUAUUUUUGCCUGUGCUGCUCAACUGGUUUUUUUCUGAUACUGAAAAUAAUAUUAAUAUUCCUGUUGA